UGUUGUUUGCGCCCUGGUACAACCCAUCUGCCUUGAAUCUAGUGCUCCGCUGGGGCUGCACACAUCUGCCAGCCAGCCUACCUUCGUACACAAUUACUCAAUCCACCGUAAGGCUCUUUAAUAGGAAACAAGUGUGACAACGGCAAGCCUCUUUUUUUUAUCCUCCUUCUGCCUCUUAAACCACAGAGUCAAAUAGCUCUAAUAGAGAUGAAGCUUGAUAGAUCCGCCCAGGUGUAGGUGAAAUGGUAGAGCCUCAGGAGUAACAGAUUCUGUGCUCUCAGGCUGAAGUUUAGCACUCUGUCCUGACCGGCUCUCAGGCGGCAGCGCGAUGGGCUGCUCCUUGAAUGGUUACAAAGUCAACAUGCUUCUUGCCGCUCACGUUUAUGCCUAAUCCGGAGGGCAACCUGGAGCUAGGUGAAGACCGGCAGAACCACCCUUUCAUUUCAGCGUGUGGACAAAGGACAGCAAAUGCAGCUAAAGGACCUUGCAAAAAGGAAAACAGCCCUGAGUGCUAUCCAUUCAUCAAAAAGGAUACUUAAUGUCUCCAGAUACUUAAACAGUUGGAUUGAACAAAUGUACCUCAGGAAUUAAGAAUUCUUCCUGGAAAGAGCAGGCUAAAGCAGACCUCAUGUAAGUCCCACACAGAUGUAGACAGAGAAACUGCUCAUUAUCAAUCAACGAACACAAACAAGUUGAAGACUGCUCAGUUUCCCCUGUAAAAGUUUCCAGAUUGUUUGAACUUCUCUGGCCGCACAAUACAGGACGGGAGACUGAAGCAGCAUAGGACCCACAGCGUCUGCAGCAUGGGCUGGUUCGCUAGGAUUGUCUGUCUUUUCUGGGGAGUAUUACUUACAGCAAGAGCGAACUAUCAAAAUGGGAAAAACAAUGUGCCAAGACUGAAAUUAUCCUACAAAGAAAUGCUGGAAUCCAACAAUGUGAUCACUUUCAAUGGCUUGGCCAACAGCUCCAGUUAUCAUACCUUCCUUUUGGAUGAGGAACGGAGUAGACUGUAUGUUGGAGCAAAGGAUCAUAUAUUUUCAUUCAACCUGGUCAACAUCAAGGAUUUUCAAAAGAUUGUGUGGCCAGUAUCUUACACCAGAAGAGAUGAAUGCAAGUGGGCUGGAAAAGAUAUUCUGAAAGAAUGUGCUAAUUUCAUCAAGGUGCUUAAGGCUUAUAAUCAGACUCAUUUGUAUGCCUGUGGAACGGGGGCUUUUCAUCCAGUUUGCACCUACAUUGAAAUUGGACAUCAUCCUGAGGACAACAUUUUUAAGCUUCAAGACUCACAUUUUGAAAAUGGCCGUGGGAAGAGCCCAUAUGACCCUAAACUGCUGACGGCAUCUCUUUUAAUAGACGGAGAAUUAUACUCUGGAACAGCAGCUGAUUUUAUGGGGCGAGACUUUGCUAUCUUCCGAACUCUUGGGCACCAUCAUCCAAUCAGGACGGAGCAGCACGAUUCCAGGUGGCUCAACGAUCCAAGGUUCAUUAGUGCCCACCUCAUCCCAGAGAGUGACAACCCUGAAGAUGACAAAGUGUACUUUUUCUUCCGUGAAAAUGCAAUAGAUGGAGAACACACUGGAAAAGCCACUCACGCUAGAAUAGGUCAGAUAUGCAAGAAUGACUUUGGGGGCCACAGAAGUCUGGUGAAUAAAUGGACAACAUUUCUCAAAGCUCGUCUCAUUUGCUCAGUGCCAGGCCCAAAUGGCAUCGACACUCAUUUUGAUGAAUUGCAGGAUGUAUUCCUGAUGAAUUCUAAAGAUCCUAAAAAUCCAGUUGUAUAUGGAGUGUUUACAACUUCCAGUAACAUCUUCAAGGGGUCAGCCGUGUGCAUGUAUAGCAUGAGUGAUGUGAGAAGGGUAUUCCUUGGACCAUAUGCUCACAGGGAUGGUCCCAACUACCAGUGGGUGCCUUAUCAAGGAAGAGUCCCCUACCCACGACCAGGAACUUGUCCCAGUAAAACAUUUGGUGGAUUUGACUCUACCAAAGACCUUCCUGAUGACGUUAUAACAUUUGCAAGAAGUCAUCCAGCCAUGUACAAUCCAGUAUUUCCUAUCAAUAACCGGCCGAUAAUGAUCAAAACAGAUGUAAAUUAUCAGUUUACACAAAUUGUGGUAGAUCGAGUGGAUGCAGAAGAUGGCCAGUAUGAUGUCAUGUUUAUUGGAACAGAUGUUGGAACUGUUCUUAAAGUAGUUUCAAUUCCUAAGGAGACCUGGCAUGACUUAGAAGAAGUUCUGCUUGAAGAAAUGACAGUUUUUCGGGAACCAACUACUAUUUCAGCAAUGGAGCUUUCCACUAAGCAGCAACAGCUCUAUGUUGGCUCCACCACAGGGGUCACACAGCUGCCCUUACACAGAUGUGAUAUUUACGGGAAAGCCUGUGCAGAGUGCUGCCUCGCCCGAGACCCUUACUGUGCCUGGGACGGCGCCUCCUGCUCUCGCUAUUUUCCUACUGCAAAGAGACGCACAAGACGACAAGAUAUAAGAAAUGGAGAUCCAUUGACCCACUGUUCAGACUUACAACACCAUGAUAAUCACCAUGGCCACGGCUUUGAAGAAAGAAUCAUAUAUGGAGUAGAAAAUAGUAGCACGUUCCUGGAAUGCAGUCCGAAAUCACAGCGAGCUCUGGUCUAUUGGCAAUUCCAGAGGCGAAAUGAAGAGCGAAAAGAAGAGAUCAGAGUGGAUGAUCAUAUCAUCAGAACAGAACAAGGCCUUCUACUGCGUAGUCUACAGCGGAAGGAUUCAGGCAAUUACCUCUGUCAUGCGGUGGAACACGGAUUCAUGCAAACUCUUCUUAAAGUGACCCUAGAAGUCAUUGACACAGAACAUUUGGAAGAACUUCUUCAUAAAGAUGAUGAUGGAGAUGGGUCUAAGACCAAAGAAACGUCCAACAGCAUGACGCCUAGUCAGAAGGUCUGGUACAGAGACUUCAUGCAGCUCAUCAAUCAUCCCAACCUGAACACAAUGGAUGAGUUCUGUGAACAAGUUUGGAAAAGGGACCGAAAACAGCGUAGGCAAAGGCCAGGACAUACCCAAGGGAACAGUAACAAAUGGAAGCACUUACAGGAAAAUAAGAAAGGCAGAAACAGGAGGACCCACGAAUUUGAGAGGGCACCCAGGAGUGUCUGAGCUGCAUUACCUCUAGAAACCUCAAACAAGUAGAAACUUGCCUAGACAAUAACUGGAAAAAAUGCAAUAUACAUGAACUUUUUCAUGGCAUUAUGUGGAUGUUUACAAUGGUGGGAAAUGCAACUGAGUUCCACCAAUUAUAAAUUAAGUCCAUGAGUAAUGUUACUAACAGGCAUUCUUCCGAAUACCAACACCUAUUAAUAGAGGUCAGAUGAACACAGAUGUUCACAGUAGUGACUUAAUGUUUCCUGUGAGAUUUCACUAUACAGGUUUCACUUUCUUCUUUGCCUGAGAAAUAAAAAUGUCAUUUGCCAUAGUGCCAUCUAAAGAAUAAAAAUGGCAUCAGCAAAGCCAUUUUAUUGAACUAGAAGUUUAAGAUAAACUGCAUGGAUUUACUGAGCUGAUGAAUAUUCCAAAACAUUGUUGGAUUCAAGGAUAUGUUUUGGCUACCAACACUCAUGUUUAUGUGUACUGGAGGAGUAAAAUGAUACUGAAUGAAAUGGUCUGUGGAAAUUAAAAAAAAAAAAAAAAAACAUAAACCAUUCAUCAUCCAGAAGAAAAAUGGAAUACACUGAUCUACUACUGAUGUCUUUCUUCCAGCUUUGAUCUAAAGAUGUAUUUUAUUAAAACUAUAAUUUAAAUGUACCAUGACAAAUAUGCAGAAAAAAUUAGCUCUUUUCUAAGCUAGAGUAAGUUUUUGUCUUACAGUUAUUGUGGUAUAUAGUUUUUGUUUUUAAAAAACUCCAGUUGUGUGCUGCUUUUUAAAAAUGUUUUCAGUUUUGCAAGAAUAACCAAUAUUGUCCUAAAUCAUAUAUACAUCAUUAGCAACUAAUUCCUAAAAUCUGGAUAUAAAGUAUGCUUUAUUUCUCUGAGGAAUUAAGAAAAUAACACCUCCCUUUCUUCAAAUAUUACCUAAAUUAAUUAGAAACUGCAUAAAUAUUCCUAGAAAAACAGCAUUUAUCUGGAAAGAAAAAAAAACAUCAAUUUGCAAGUGCGUUUUGUUGUACCUAAUGAAUCAACAAAGAGAAAAAGGAUUGUAUAUUUCAUAAAAAUAGUAAGCAUUGGUUUAAUUUAAUGUUAAUAGAAAAUGUCUUAACUCUU
This is a messenger RNA of Cervus elaphus (red deer), 4223 nucleotides long. It is a transcript of the gene SEMA3A, whose product is annotated as semaphorin 3A. The transcript has 21 exons. Gene Ontology annotation, molecular function: chemorepellent activity; semaphorin receptor binding; neuropilin binding. NCBI's taxonomy places the organism in Eukaryota, Metazoa, Chordata, Mammalia, Artiodactyla, Cervidae. Bases 804 to 3122 code for a protein of 772 amino acids. Gene Ontology annotation, biological process: semaphorin-plexin signaling pathway; negative regulation of axon extension involved in axon guidance; positive regulation of neuron migration. The record is from RefSeq and is a predicted model, not a curated record.